Lottia gigantea (owl limpet) is the source of this 3126-nucleotide messenger RNA. RefSeq lists its product as hypothetical. Lineage: Eukaryota; Metazoa; Mollusca; Gastropoda; Lottiidae. The record is from RefSeq and is a predicted model, not a curated record. Bases 1 to 3126 code for a protein of 1041 amino acids. The transcript has 19 exons.
AUGGAUUUUCGGAUUAUUGUAGCAAUUUUACUCGUUUCAAACGCUGGUGCCUUUCAGAGAGAAACAAAUACAGUGGCAUGUGCUUCAGAAAUAGUUAAAUUCAACGUCACAGAUAAAAGGGACUACUCAUACGUCUUAGAGCAAAACGAAGCCCCAAUAUCAGAUAUGACUAACAUUUCAUAUCAUUAUGGACAAUGGUUUGGAGAACCGAGUAUCAUUCUAUAUACGGGAUCAGCACCAGGUCUAAGGCAUUGUGGAACUUUGAACCCAAUUUAUCUACAAGAUGAAAGUCCAAUGUCUACCAAUAUAACUACAUUGAGAGGUUGUAUACAAGAAGAAAAAAAUGACUGCGUGUUUGCACAGUUGCAGGUUACAUAUUGUGAAAAUCUGAAUUAUCAUAUUUAUAAGCUCUAUAAUGAUUUUGGUGACAAUACUGCCUACUGUACUGCUCAAUUCAAUUCUGAGUUGAAUUAUCGGACCAAGGUAAAUGUUGAUGUUCCCGUACCAAGCGAAGAAAAUGGUAUGAUGAAGUAUAAAUUUCUCUGUAAAUUUGACUUGGACAGAAAUACAACAUAUUUCUACACUGUAAGAUGGUACAAGAAUAAUAAACUCAUUAAAACGUUUGAUUCUAUGACCCACAGUGGAAACCUGCAGGAUUUGACUUCAUUACAAGAAGAUAUGGUCGAUGAGAUCACUUUAGGAUAUAAGUUACAAUGUAGCUAUGCAGUAAGUUUACAGGCUGACUCUGAAAAGAGUUAUGAUGUGAAAAGUAGCCAACGGUUGAUAGGAAUUGAGAUCCUAACUCCAAACGUUAAUAUCAAAGAUGGUGGUAGCAAGGCUGCAAUCAGAGUGAGACCAAGAGUCCCAUUCGCCUGUUUGUCCACGGUUUCGAAUUGUUUCAUCAACGUAAACAUCAUAGAUCCAAAGGCGUCGGAAUCAAACACUGCUUGUAACCCCAGCUCUAGUUUUUCUGGAUGUGGUAUCAAGAUUUUGAGUUCGGACUGGGACCGAGAAUAUAAUGUGACAGUAUCAGCUGAUCCUGCAACUCAAUAUGGCAGCAAGUCUGCUGUUAAUAUUGUGAAUCUCAGGACUUCUGUUAGUUUCCCGUCACAACCGGCAUGGCAGAAUUACGACGUUGGUAAUGUUUCUAUUCAAACAAGUUACAAUACAGCCAAUAUCAAAGGAGCACAGUGUUAUGCUGUUUGUGAUCCUCAUAUGAGGACAUUCGGCGGCAAAUCAUAUGAACACCAGUAUGGGGGAUUAUAUACACUUUAUGAAAAUAAAGAUUGGAAUCAAGAGAUCCAAAUGAAAACAGAACCAUGUUCAAGAAAUGGUGCUGAACCAUAUUGUCCAUGUGGUGUAGCUAUUAGAGUUGGUAAAGAAGUAUUUGUUAUCGAGAGAUGUGGUACGGCUACAUUUUGGACAAUACAAUAUAAUCAAUGUAGCACCACGGGAACAAGGCUUAUUGCUAUUAGUAAAUCUGGCAAUAUGUACCGAUUUAAAUUACCAAGUGGUUUGAUAUUAAAAACAUCAGUUUAUCAACAACAGAAGUUUAUAAAUCUCUAUCUGACUCCGUCAGAAGCUGAUAAGACAGCAGCUGGUCUUUGUGGACAAGUUGGCAGUGCUUUGUUUUAUACUCGAGAAGGAGGCACAGUGGGUUAUGUAGAUCGUCCUGGGAUGCCAGUCUUCUCAAACUCUUGGAAAGUUACAACAGGAAUGAUUGAUUUAUUUUCCAACCAGAUUACAACCUUGACUCCGAUACAAACUGGCGGCUUCUUCUGUAAGUGCAGUAUUCCUGAAAGUGCCACGGAACCUGUCUUCUCGUGUGAGAAAAGCGCCGACGAGUGUGUUACUAUUACCUCCACAAAACCAGUUGAUAGCUGCAAAGUUGGAGAAAUUGAUAUCGAGUCUCUACCUGAUGCUAAUUUAGAGUCACCCAAUGAUGGACAACGCUUUGAGCAAAUGCUUGCUCGUCGUAAACGAGAUUCUCAUAGUAUAGCUAAAAGGGGUACUUCAGCAACGUCAUGGAGGAACGGUUGGACUCAAGAUACUGCCACUGACUACUGUAAUAAUUUAUUCAGCAACUCUACGUUUGUUUAUAAAUGUAAAACAAGUGCAGGUGUAGAUUUAACACCCGCAAGAAAAAAUUGUGUUCUUGACAUUGAGUAUAUGGGAGAUAUAAGUUAUGCUUUGGUAGCUAUUGACACCAUAACCAGUCAAUGUGUACAGGAGGUAGCUUUCAAUCCAGAAUUACAUAAACCUAAUGGUGGUAAGCCCUCCGUCUUGGAACAAAUCAAAGAAGUAGCUUGUCCAUUACAGUGUUCCUUGCAAGGAACAUGUGAGAAUGGAGUAUGUAAUUGUGAUGAAGGGUUUGCUGGUGUUGAUUGUGCUACAGAUCUGAACGUAGUACCACAAAUAGCCACAUUAGAAAAGGGCGGUAAAUGCAAUGUUAUGAAUGGUACAUGUACACAAGUAUCAGUUUUCGGGGGUGACUUUGUCGAUCACGACACCCUCAGAUGUAAAGUUAUAAAGCGUGAGUUGGACGUAGAUGGAUUCUUUAAAAAGAUAUCAGAAAAUGAACACAAACCAAUGGUCAAGAGUAUUGGUGAGGUUGUCUGUUACUUGAGUAAAAAUAGAAAGGAAAGAAACACAGUUGAAAGGCCUGAAGUGGAAUUUGUGACUGUAUAUGAUAUAUAUGUCAGUAAUAACGGUGCCAACUACAGUCAGUAUAGAAGUAUGGCUCUGUUCAACUCUGAUUGUCAGACCUGUUCUAUAAACGGUGAUGUAGUAUCUUGUAAUUAUACUGGCGAUGGUAAAUAUUGUAUGUCCGGUGGUCAAUGUUAUGCUCAUGGUGACAUGCAUAAAGAACACAAGUGUUACAAGUGCAUGAUUGAAGUGACAGAGAGUGAAAUAUCAGGCACUUCGAACGAGUACGAAGUUCGAAGUUGGGACAGAAUAAGAGAGGGUGACUGCAGUGAGGAAGGAGAAGAGAAUAUGUUAUGGAUAAUUGGAGUAGUAUUUGGUAUUUUAGCUGUUUUUAUAAUUGGUAUUUUGAUUGUCUAUUGUUUCAAGAAAAGAAGUAAAGGUUCUGGUGGUGCCUCGUGGUCUAAGAAUCCCAGAGCAUAA